UUUCCAGAGCUCCAAGCUGCUCUGAUUCCGUCUGAGCACUCCGAGUCCGACUACAAAGCUACAAGUUCAGGUUGUGGAUGCAAAUGUGUGCCUGUCUUUCCUUCUAUAAAUAUUAUUCAGAUCAGAUGAGCCAAGGGGAGAAUCGAAGCCCAAGGGUGGAAGGAUAAGCCGGCGACGCCUGCUUGGCAGGUCGAGUGAGGUUUCUGAAGGAUUUGGGAGGUUGUUCCAGGGGCGGGACCCUUGAAAGCAGGCAGCAUGGUUGCGGACAAUGCUUCGGAAGCGUCUGGUGUGCCCAAGCAGAGUGCAGAUCAAGCAGCUCAGGCUUCUCUGGAUCAGCUGUUUGGAGCUGAUGAAGGGGGUCAGGGAGGGAAAGGAUCCGAAUAUGACCUGCAAAUCACUGGUGGUGACUUGACCUUCGGAGAAGACUUAACGUCGGAGGGGAUAUCGUUGGAAGGGCUGCAGGAUGAGCUUGAACACUUUCAAGGGCAAGAGGUGGUGGCCAACAUCCUGGGGCAGGGCAGCGAGCUGCGGGAGCUGGCGCGCGACGUGGAGGACAAGCUGCGCCAGGUGGAGCUGGAGAGCAUCCAGGACUACAUCCGCGAGAGCGACAACCUGGUGUCGCUGCACACUCAGAUCCGCGACUGCGACGGCAUCCUGGCGCACAUGGAGGCGCUGCUGAGCGGGUUCCAGGCAGACCUGGGCGCCAUCAGCAGCGAGAUCAAGAGCCUGCAGGAGCAGUCCCUCAGCAUGGGCGUCAAGCUCAAGAACCGCAAGUCGGCUGAGGCCAAGCUGGCGCGCUUUGUGGAGGAUGUUGUGGUUCCCCCCGACCUCAUCCAGGGCAUCGUGGACGCUGAGGUCAGCGACGCCUACCUGGCCUACCUGACCACCCUCAACCGCAAGCUGCACUUUGCUGCGACUGACCCCACCGCGCGCACGGCCGCUGCGCUCAAGGACGUGGAGCCCGAGCUGGAGCGGCUGCGCAUCAGGGCCGUCGCCAAGUCACGGGAGUUCCUGCUGAACAAGUUCCUGGCCCUCAAGAAGCCCAAGACCAACAUCCAAAUCCUGCAGCAGAGCGUCCUGUUGAAGUACAAGUACAUGGGGGCGUUCUUACGGGAGCAUGGUCGCGAGGUGUACCCCGAGAUUGUGGCCACAUACAGUGACACAAUGAACAAGGUGCUGAGCGCGCAGUUCCGCACAUACAUUGGGCAGUUGGAGAAGCUGCAGCUGGACAUCGUCUCCAAAAAUGACCUCAUUGGGGUGGACGACUCGCGCAUCGCCAACAUCUUCUCGCGCAAGACGGACGCGCUCAAAAAUCGCUCCGCCGUGUUUGCGCUGGGGGAUCGAGCCAACGUGUUGAAGGAGGUGGACGCGCCGGCCAUCAUCCCGCACAUUGCGGAGGCCAGCCACGCCAAGUACCCGUACGAGGCCCUCUUCCGCAGCCUGCACAAGCUGCUCAUGGACACCGCCACCUCCGAGUACCUCUUCUGCAUGGAGUUUUUCGGCGAGGAGGCCGUGUUCGAUGCGAUCUUCGCGGGCGUGUUUGCGGUCAUCGACGAGAGCUUCGAGAAGGUGCUGCCAGUGUGCUACGAUGCCGUGGGGCUGCUGCUCAUGAUCCGGAUAACGAACCAGCACCAGCUGGUGAUGUCGCGGCGGCGCGUGCCGUGCCUGGACUCGUACCUGGACAAGGUGAACCUGCUGGUGUGGCCGCGCUUCAAGGCCGUCUUCGACCUGCACCUCGCGUCCGUCAAGAACGCCAACGUGCGCGCGCUCUGGGAGGACGACGUGCACGCGCACUACGUGGCGCGGCGCUACGCCGAGUUCGCGUCGGCCAUGGCGCAGCUAACGACGGAGGGCGGCGACCAGCAGCUGGAGCACAACCUGGAGCGGCUGCGCACUGCGCUGGACGACCUGCUGGGCAAGCUCGCGCGCAACUUCCCGCGGCCCAAGCAGCAGGCCAUCUUCCUGAUCAAUAAUUACGACGUCGUGCUCGCCGUCCUCAAGGAGCACGGCAGCGAGGGCGGGCGCACGCUGGCCUCGUUCGAGGAGCUGCUGGCGAGCGCCAUCACUAUCUUCGUGGAGGAGGAGCUGCGCGAGCACUUCGGCCCGCUCAUCGCCUUCGUCAAGACGCGCGCCGUCAGCGCCGACCCGGAUGCGCCGGCGGCAGCGGGCGGCGCCGGCACGCCCGGCGGAUCCAGCAGCAGCGGCGGGGCGAGUGCGGCGCCCAUCUCGGUGGCGGAGCUGGAGCCGCUGUUCAAGGACUUUGCGGCGCGCUGGAAGACGGCCAUCGAGAGCAUGCACAAGGACGUGAUCACGUACUUCUCCAACUUCGUGAUGGGUAUGGAGAUCCUGCGCAACGCCCUCACGCAGCUCCUGCUCUACUACACCCGCCUCCUCGACUGCCUCAAGCGGCCGGGUGGCGGCGGCACUUCUCUCGGGAAGGACGUGGUGAGUAUACCGUCGAUAAUGUACGAGAUCAAAAAGUACAGCCGAACCUUUUAAGAUGGAGCAAGCUGCCACCAGGCUCGGUCGGGCGAACAAGUCCAAACGCCUAUGUCACAAACUGAUUGAUGUUUUCUUUUGAAGUUGUCCCGCAUGUCGCAUAGGCCCGGAUUGGUAGUCAUCGAUGACAUGCGAACUCUACCAUACGUUCCCAUGAUUCACAAAGCCUCAGCAUG
Molecule: messenger RNA, 2675 nt
Organism: Klebsormidium nitens
Lineage: Eukaryota; Viridiplantae; Streptophyta; Klebsormidiophyceae; Klebsormidiales; Klebsormidiaceae
Source: the annotation of a GenBank genome assembly